AUGAUGGCGUCAAAACGUCAAUCUGCUUCAUGCUUUUCUGUCACCUUAAAAUACAAAAAAAAGAAUGAUGGUACGGAUAAAGACGAGGUAUCAAAGCUUUCAUUGAAUAAAAGAAUUGCCGAAGUGCCAGGAAGGAUCGCUUCAAUUGAAUUAUUCAAUUUCAUGUGUCAUGAAAGUCUAAAAAUCAAUUUUGAUUUGUCCAACAGAAAUUGUUUCUUCAUCGGUGGAUCGAAUGGGUCUGGUAAGAGUGCGUUAUUUGCGGCAUUGAAUAUGGGUCUUGGAGGUCGAGGAAGCCAAAAUGAACGUGGGAAUGCAAUGAAACAAUACAUAAAGGAUGGUCAGAAUCGUGCAAAAAUAAGGAUAGUACUCACUAAUUGCGGCUUCGGAAAAUAUCCAGGUUACGGCGAUGCUAUUGCUGUUGAGCGGACUAUAAGCUUAACUUCGUCAACAUAUCAACUGAAAUCUCUCACUUAUGAAGAAGGACGCUGUAAUGAGCAGGUGGUAAGUCAUAAAAAGACUGAUUUGGAUAAACUACUAGCAAGAUUCUCUAUACAGCUUGACAACCCGAUAUUCUGGAUGUCUCAAAACCGAUGUCGCGAAUUUUUGCAUGAAUUGAAGCCAGAAAAACUUUACAAUAUGUUUAUGUCUGCAACAGGAUUAGAUUUCUCGCGACGAUGUUAUAGUGAAAGUGGAACAUACAGUGAUGAAUCGGAAAAACUAGUGCUGUCUAUUCGACAAGAUUGCUGCAAUAAAUUAAAGGAAAUCGAAAAAUUACGUGAGAAUCGGAAGCGUGUCCAAAAUAUGGAACAAAAUAAACAAAACCUCUCAGAGCUGAAAAAUAUUCUUCGUUGGCUACCAGUUAGGGACUGUCACAAGGAUCUUUGUAAGCACAAUGAACUGCUGACAAAGGCUGCUGAAAUUUAUGCAAAAUUAAAAGGAGGAUUUGCAAUAAAGGAGAAAAUGAAAGCAGACUGUCUUCAGAAGUUUGAACAGAUGCAAGAAAAUAAAGAAAAAUUGCAAAAAAAAAUAGAGGAUCUCCAGGAUGAAUUAAAAAAUUUGGGAAAAGAGAGGAAGAGUAGACGUGAUGGAAUGCUGGACACUGAGCAACAACUGAACACUGUAGAACGAAAUCAUAGGAUAAUGAAUGCGGAAAUUGGUUCAAUGGAGCAGCAACUGAAGGAGGUUGAAGCAAAAAAAAAUCAGGGCAUUCAAUACAGUAUUGUUGAAAUUGAAGCAGAACUGUUUGAAUUAGAGAAUCGAUGUACGACAGUGAAGGAGAGGCAGUAUUCAAUGGAAAAAAGAAAAAAGUGUUUCGAAACAGAAUUGGCUGAUGCGAUAAAAGCAGAGCGUAGCCUUGAAGCAGAAAUUUCUCACUGGAAUGUUGUGUUACGAGAAUUACGUGAUGAGAGAGAACGAGUAGUGGCAAUGGAACAAAGCGAUCUAGCUCGUUUUGGUACAUCGGCGCCUCAGAUUAUCAGUUUAAUUGAACAAAAUGUUGCUAAAUUUUCAAAAAAACCUAUUGGACCUAUAGGUGCUUAUAUACGAAUAAAAGAUGAUUCCUGGGCAUUGGCCGUAGAACACUGUUUGCGUCAUUUACUAUCAGUAUGGUUGUGUGAUAAUGUACAUGACAGGAACAUUCUGGAUUCGAUUCUCCAGAGUUAUAAUAUCCGCGCUGUGGGAUACAUCAUUAGCAAAUUUCUAGAGAGCCGAUAUGACAUAACUUCGUUUGAACCACCGUCAGAAUAUUUAACUGUGGCAAGAAUGAUAACUGUUACGAAUGACAAUGUUUUCAAUGUAUUAGUUGAUCAGACACAAAUGGAAUCUAUUCUUCUGAUUGGGUCUGAUAGUUUAGCGCGCAGAGUAAUGGCAGAAAAUCCUCCAAAAAAUGUUUACAAAGGUUUCACGAAAAAUGGUGAUGAAGUAUUUGCAAAAACGGGUGAUCAAGUAUAUCGCUUUUAUGCAAAUCAUCGUUAUCAGAAGUCAGUCAUAUUGACUAAUACUAAGACAGCUAAUAUCAGAUCACUAAAUGAUCAAAUAACGAAGACAGAAGAUGAGUUGCGAAAUAAUAGAGCGUCUUUAGCAAAGAUACAAAAAAAUCGUCAAAAAAUAGAAGGAGACUUGACUUCUGAGAUGCAACAAAGAAGCCAAGAAUUGCAAUGCUUAAGAGUAGAUGAAGUACGACGACGCUCUCUGCAGAAGCGACUGGAUGCUGCACGAUUUGAAGGCAGUGUUGAUGGUCAAGUUAUGAAUCUGGUUUCAAGCUUGAAUCAGUACAGAAGAGAGAAAGAAAAGCUCAUACAAUCUGAAAACGUUCUGCAGGAACAACUAACUAGUUCACGCCAAUUGUUACAUGAUACAGAAAUGAUAAGAAGAGAAAAAAUUAGGGAAAUAAAAGAAAACGAAAAUGAACUCAAGAAAAGAGAAUCAGAUUUGGAAGAAUGUAGCAGUGAAAUCGAUAAAAUGAACAACUAUGAGAAUGAAUAUAGUCAGAAGUUGUCAAAGCUGGAAAUUCAUAUAAAUGAUCUACAGGAGAAAGUAAAAACGCUGAACGAGAAACUGGAAAAAAUGAAAAAUGAAGCUAGAGAAUUCGUUACUGAUGUGCCUCCAGAUUUUACAAGUCUACCAGACACGGCGGAAGCUGAAGAACGAUAUAGAAAAUUGGAACGUCGUAUUCAAUCUGCACAGGAAAGCUUGGAAGGUACUAUAGUAUCAGAAGAAGCAUUGAGUGCUUUGCAGAAUGAUUAUGAACGUUUACAAAAAAAAUAUAACAGUGCCAAACAAGUCGUUUUGGAACUGAAGAAGCGACUAAAAUUAAGGAAUGAAAAAUUUCUGGAAGUACGAAAUCUAACCGCUGAGCGACUCAGUGAAUUGUACGGUGGUCUAAUGUCAAUAAGGAAUUUCAAAGGUUCACUGAUUAUAAGCCAUGAAGAGCGUGCUAUUUAUAUAAUGGCGAGCACUCAAAAAAACCAAGAAAUUGACCAGGCCGCUAUUCUUCAACGUUAUCGAGGGAAAGGCAACUUUCAGGAUUUGAGAGGUUUAUCUGGUGGUGAACGGACUUAUACCUCUGCUUGUUUCGUCAUGGCUUUGUGGCAGGCUAUGGGAACACCCAUUCGCUGCAUGGAUGAGUUCGAUGUUUUCUUGGACUUGAACAAUCGGAAAAUUGUGAUGGAACUCUUCGCAGAUCUUGCCACUCGUCAAUACCCAUCCUAUCAGUUUAUUUUCUUCACUCCUCAAGGAAUUGCCGAUUUUGCUUGUCGUGAUCGUGUGCAGCUUUUCGAGAUGCCGAAAAUCAGAAAAUGA
This is a messenger RNA of Brugia malayi, 3300 nucleotides long. RefSeq lists its product as uncharacterized. Gene Ontology annotation, molecular function: damaged DNA binding; single-stranded DNA binding. NCBI's taxonomy places the organism in Eukaryota, Metazoa, Nematoda, Chromadorea, Rhabditida, Onchocercidae. Gene Ontology annotation, biological process: double-strand break repair via homologous recombination. The record is from RefSeq and is a predicted model, not a curated record. The transcript has 25 exons. Gene Ontology annotation, cellular component: nucleus; Smc5-Smc6 complex; site of double-strand break. Bases 1 to 3300 code for a protein of 1099 amino acids.